AUGGUGUUAAAUUGUGAUGUUAUACAAAGUUUUAGUGUUUCUAAUUAUGACCCCUUUGAUUUUAUCGUUGAGAGUGAUGAAUCAGAUGUGAAGUGUGAAUUUGUUGCUAAAGAAGUGAAUUACAAUGGUAUUUUAAAACGCAUGAGUAUCAGUAGAUAUGUUGGAAAUGCCGACUUGUCCUUCUUCGAAAUUAAAUCAUUUGAUUUGAGGCAACCAGAAUUUAGUAAUAACACAAAGGUAUCACUAACACUUGGAAAUGUAGAGGAAGCAAUUUUUUUAAAUAUGAAUUUCGAGAAACUUGAAUUGGGAAUUGUUGUGAAUUUGGAAAUGUACAGCACAUGUGUUACAUCUUUGGUCGCAAAGCAUUUAUACACAUUUGGAUAUCAAGAUUCGACCUUUGAAAACAUAAAGGCACACACAAUUGGUAAAAUUAUUGGUCUUAGAAACUCAAUCAAAAAUUUGGAGGUUGAAAAGAAAGUUGAAAAAUUCGUUCUUAAAAUACUCGGACGUUUUGAUCAUUUUUAA
This is a messenger RNA of Entamoeba invadens IP1, 525 nucleotides long. RefSeq lists its product as hypothetical. Lineage: Eukaryota; Evosea; Mastigamoebida; Endamoebidae. The transcript has a single exon. The record is from RefSeq and is a predicted model, not a curated record. Bases 1 to 525 code for a protein of 174 amino acids.